Molecule: messenger RNA, 1599 nt
Organism: Botrytis porri
Lineage: Eukaryota; Fungi; Ascomycota; Leotiomycetes; Helotiales; Sclerotiniaceae
Exons: 5
Coding region: 1-1599 (532 amino acids)
Biological process (GO): resolution of meiotic recombination intermediates
Molecular function (GO): single-stranded DNA binding; single-stranded DNA 3'-5' DNA exonuclease activity
Source: RefSeq, a predicted model, not a curated record
AUGCCGUCACAAUAUCCUUCGAUUCAGAGUUUCUUUCGGAAGGAGGUCAAGGGGGAUCACGGAACGCCUGAUUUGGGUGUGGUGAGAGAACAGAGCGAGGGGGCUGGGAAUACAAAUGGGAUGGGUGAUGGGUUUGAUAGGGAUGGUGGUGGAGUUGAGGUUGGUGGGAAGGAUGGGAAAGAAGGGAAGGAUGAAUUGGGAGAUGGAUUUACGGAAGAAGAAUUAAAUGAGGCGAUGGAUCCUUUGGCUAAAAAGUGGGAUCCGAGUAGAGAGUAUGAGAGUAUGGCUGUGGGAGAAUUGGUUCCUGGACCAAAAGCAAUUACGUUCAUAGGUAGAGUGGUUAGUUUCGCGACAAUCAUUGGUAAAAGUGCCAAACAACCGAGAGCUAGAGGAUGGCAUUAUGUUGGUGUUAGGGGAGAAUGUGGUGUUGUUUCUGUAAAACUUUACUUCGCAAACCAAUCUUACCCCCUCAAAAUAGGCCAACUUCUUUCUAUCUGGACAGCCUUCAUAUCCGAUACUUCGAAAGCCGAUGGUGCAUCUACAGCUGGUAUUCUCGUUUGCGCAAACUUAUUCCCUGGUCGCAAUACUAGUGAUCAUUUAAUGAUUCAUACUCAUCCCGGCGCUGCAGAUGUUUGUCGCAUUCCUCUCGGUUACAUCAAAGGCGAACCAUUACCUGGGCUCAUGACAUUGGAAGCUUAUUUGAAUGGAGGACAUGAUGGGGUUCUGGAUGUGAAAUUACUUGUUUGUGUUAAAAGUAUCGGAGCCAAGAAGAAGAUUGUCAAGAAAGAUGGAGGGGAAUUUGAUCUUAUCGAAGUAAUCCUCUUUGAUCAUACCGGCGAAACGAAAAUGAAAUGUUGGUCGGAUUUAAUCGAGAGUGUUAAAGAAUGGAUACCAGGAAAAACCAUCUUACUAGUUUCAAAUCCAAUGCAUAAGCUUGAUUAUGGAGGUAAGGGAACAAUAAGUUGGGGCAGAAAUACAAUGGUAGAUGUGGAACCGGAAUUUGCAGAUGCGAAUUGGUUGAGAAAAUGGGCAAAUGGAUUAAUGAAGAAAGAGAGUAUAGGAGUAGAAUUUCCAAGUGAAGUUUGGGGAGAGGAAGAUGUUGAGGAAGCAAUUUAUGGUCCUAGAACGGCACUAUUUGGGUUGAGAGAUGUGGAGGAGUGGGUUAGAGGAGGUGAAGGAGAGAGUUUCACGGGCUGGAUUAGUGUUGUGUUGGUGGAGUUGAGCUUGGUGAGGAUUUGGAGGAGGAAUAUGUUGUUUUGUGGGGAAUGCUGCGGUAUCCAACUCUACUCCCCCACCACCAGCCUCGCAUGUCCGCACUGCUCGAAAUCUCUACAACUCAUCAUGAAUUCGAAAAUCAUAACGACAUUAAUUGACGAAACGGGAAUGAUUGAUGGAGGGAAAUUAGUCUGGAGUGAGAAGGCGUGGAAGGAAUUAUUGGGGAGGGGGACAGAGGAACUUUGUCAGAUGGGGAUUGAUGAGAUGAAGAUGCUGGAGUGGAGGAUGAUGGGGAUGAGAGUUAGUUUGUGUUUUGGGUGGGUGGGAGAUGGUGGUGAAGAGAGAGUUGGAGGGAGAUUGUGUGUUUUGGGGGUUAGGAGUUGA